GACACAUCACAUGCAUGCCGGAAACACGUAUUUAAGCAGCAGGAGUGCCUAUGCUCAUGCUACCUAUCCAUCAACAUUACUUACCACAAGCACUUGCAUUCGUCUCUGCUCAAGGCAAAACAGCAGACAAGUUCAGCCAUGCAAGGCCCUAGCACCAUGUCCUUCAGGCAAGCGUUCCUCGAGAACCUCCUUGUAAGUCUCCAGCUCCAGCAGGAGCACACGAGCAAACAUCAUUCGUCAUCACUCGGUGCCGCCAUGAGCCUUCAUGAGAGGAAGCUCGCUGUCAAGUCCUCUGCCGAUGUCGCCAUGGCGGCUGCCCGUGGCGCCGGCGCGAGGUGGACAAGAGCCAUCUUGGCUCCGGCGCCCAGUGCGUGCAAGGUGCAGAGAUGUAGGAGGAUCGUGAUCAGGUGCCGCGGCCGGAAGAGGAGCUUACCGAGAUCAGCUCGUGCUCGCGACGGCGGCACUAGUAGUGGGGGUGAGGUUGCGAGGAGGCUGGUGAGGAGAAGGACUAUGGCGCUGAGGGAGGUGAUACCGGGAGGCCGGGACGCCGCCGUCGACGAGGCCACCCUGCUACGCGAGGCCAUGGACUACGUCGUCCACCUGCGCGCUCAGGUCGACGUCCUCCGCCAGGUGUCGGAAGCCGUGCAAAGAUUCGGCUCGAGUAUCCUGCAGUGAUUCGUGGUCUCCUUGCGUACUCAAGAAAAGGGAAAUAAAAUUAGUUAGUGAUUCAGUGUCAUCAGACGGUGGUGCCCUGGUGGGUGUCACGGCCUUUGGCAAAGAAAAACAUGGUCUUCAUGCAGGAAUAGAUGCAUGAAUGAUGAACAGGCGCACACACACCUUGGCUACUGGUGAAGAACAUGUCAGGAUUUAGUCCGGCUCUUCGGAAUGUUCUGGUCAGUGUGAGGACUUGUAGCUACCUAGUAGAUGUUGUAUCUGAACUUCUGAAGGGAACUACGGAAGGGAAUACAUGACACUACUCUUGUAGAUCAGCCGUGACGACUGAACUGGAUUUAUGUACCGCAACACCUAGUUUAAUCCGUGGAGGUGACUCGUUGGGAGAAGAAACAAACAAGAGAGAUUAAAAUGUUGCUUAAAUCAUGCGUGCUUGUGUAGUUUAAUCUCAAGACCUGUUAAUGCAUUUUUUUUUGGAAA
This is a messenger RNA of Lolium perenne, 1152 nucleotides long. RefSeq names its product transcription factor IBH1-like 1. Gene Ontology annotation, biological process: regulation of DNA-templated transcription. NCBI's taxonomy places the organism in Eukaryota, Viridiplantae, Streptophyta, Magnoliopsida, Poales, Poaceae. Gene Ontology annotation, molecular function: protein dimerization activity. The record is from RefSeq and is a predicted model, not a curated record.